AUGUCUCGAUUUCUCAUGCCCUCGGAUCUUGGCCUUCUGGUCCUUGUCGAGCUCUACACAGAAGGAGCUGUGCCCAGCGACGGCAUCAUCCCCGUCCUGUCCUUUUUGGCCUCGCACACCGGCACCGACGUAAACAAAAACAUACCAGGCCCCCACGGGCUCUGGCAGAAGGCACAAGAUGACAUCGAUCUUGCCAGGUCCAUCAAGACCUUCGAGUCUAUGCUUCUCCCUUUCUCUGCUGCCGUUGGUCUACCUGGCCGCCGACUCUGGGAUCUUUUUCUCUCCAAGCUUUGGGCCAUCGAUUCGUUAGACGCCCUACAUGAGUUCUUUGACAGCCGGUCAUCCCUGCUUGCAACUAAAGAAGACAUCCAGCAAAUGGUCGACCCUGAGCAGGGCGCCCAAACGAGCACGGUGCCUCUGUUACCCAACUCUCCUCUAGCACUCUUCGUCCGAAGAGCGCAGUUGGAAUUCAGCAGGCUGCAGUUUUCUGAUGCUUCGAAUCUGUGGAAGGACCUGAUCGUAUACCGACAAUCAACUGCCUCGGCUUGGAUGAGACGGAACCCUUCCUCAAGCCCUGUCCGAUUUGACAAAGUUCUCGACAUCUGUGAGCAGGAUUGGGGCUUAGGCGCCGCAUCUAUCGAGUCUAUAGCCUACGGAGAUCUGAACUCCUCUCACGUUCCUGUCAGUACUCACUUUUUGGAUCGCUUGAUCGAGUUUCAAGUGGCUCAGAUGCAGAGAUACGGCCUUCGAGUCCCUGUACGAAUCCAACGGCAGUUUUAUGAUCUCCUGGAUGCAAGUCGCACAAACCCCAAACUAGGGCAUUAUCUCAGAUUUCUGGAGGCAUGGAAGUCAGGAGACUAUCCCACAUCGUUCGAUUACCUUCAUCGGUAUUUUGACUACACCAUGCAGAACAGUGAUAGAGAGCAUUAUCAUUAUGCAUUGCUGAACCUCGCCGUCCUCCAAGCAGACUUUGGGUGCUAUAAGGAUGCUGUUUCCACUAUGCUGGAGACAAUUGCGACUGCCCGAGAGAAACGGGAUCAGAACUGUCUCAACUUUGCCCUUAAUUUCUUCUACAACUUCGGCCUCCAGCAUCCACACCUGGUGGAAGACCUAGAAGCAAGCAGCAUGAGUGCCACCGGUCGGGAAACACUCGCCUUCCUCCGCGUCAAAGCCAAGGAAACGGGAAUGUGGUCGACAUGGAGCUCGGCUCUGCUGAGCGAGGCUAAACAGGGUCUAUUGAGUGGCGAUAGUGUCGCCACUGCACUCGAAAAUGUAGCACGCAGCUCGCACCUCCUAGUCGAACGGAACCUGGUCAACAUGGUUGGCUCCCAUAUGUCGCUCAACGUCGCCAUUUGGGACAGGGUCGGCGUUGCCUUCCUGUCCAAAAUGACGCUGGCAAGUAUCCUGUCGAUCAAGGGAAAGUACAAUGAAGGGAUGCAACUACUUGAGAAUAUCAAUGAGGACUCUCUGCGGACAUGGAAAGCGAAGAAGUACUGGCAAAAGCUGCGCGCUCUUGUCAAGCUGCGAAGGGACCUCCAUCGCAACGACCUAGACGGGGCUGAAUACCUGCUCUCGCAGAUCAUGCAAUCCAAGCCAGAUGACCUCGAAUCUGAUCUCGUCUUUGUUGUCGACUCGCUGCAUUAUGAGCUGCUCACCCGGCAUGGCGACCUCCAGGCAGCCUUCACCAAAGUAGAGCAGCUCAUCUCUGACAGCCAUAGCCAGGACAAGGACGUCGGUGUUCGGACACGUCUACUGCUCAUGAAAGCGCAGCUGUUCCAAAAGGCCGGGAGCCCUCAGCGUGGCUUCUCCGUCGCCAUGCGCGCUGCUAAUCUUGCAUGGAAAGCACGACUCCUGAACCUGCUGUGGCAAUGCAUCGGCACCAUCGCGGACGUGCUCAUUUCGCUAGACGAGUUCGAGGCCGCAGAGAAGCUGCUCCUGGUCGUCAUACCACGGUGCCUCGAGUGCGAGGGGUCUUACAUGGUUGCGACCAUGUACUCCAGCCUUGCGGAUGCAUACGUAGGCACCGCAGGCAAGAUGGGGCCGGCGCCUGGCUCUGGCUCUGGUCCCUCGAAGAGAAGGACGGAAUAUCUGACCAAAGCCAUGGGAGCACUUAGGAGGGCAUUCGAUUUCUAUGCGGCUAUAGAGGAUCUGCAGAAGAAGCUGGAGGUGACGGCCAAGAUGUCGACGAUAAUGAGGGCAAUGGGGGAUGUGAAGGUUUCCAAUGAUUUGGCGGCCAAAUACCUCGAGUUGACGUCGAAGGGCUGA
This is a messenger RNA of Diaporthe amygdali, 2265 nucleotides long. RefSeq names its product naphase-promoting complex protein. Gene Ontology annotation, biological process: protein K11-linked ubiquitination; positive regulation of mitotic metaphase/anaphase transition; anaphase-promoting complex-dependent catabolic process. Gene Ontology annotation, cellular component: anaphase-promoting complex. NCBI's taxonomy places the organism in Eukaryota, Fungi, Ascomycota, Sordariomycetes, Diaporthales, Diaporthaceae. The record is from RefSeq and is a predicted model, not a curated record. The coding region runs from base 1 to 2265 and encodes 754 amino acids. Gene Ontology annotation, molecular function: protein binding. The transcript has 4 exons.